Rhodotorula graminis WP1 is the source of this 2251-nucleotide messenger RNA. RefSeq lists its product as uncharacterized. NCBI's taxonomy places the organism in Eukaryota, Fungi, Basidiomycota, Microbotryomycetes, Sporidiobolales, Sporidiobolaceae. The coding region runs from base 57 to 2180 and encodes 707 amino acids. Gene Ontology annotation, biological process: ribosomal subunit export from nucleus. Gene Ontology annotation, cellular component: cytosol. The transcript is spliced from 8 exons. Gene Ontology annotation, molecular function: GTPase activity; GTP binding. The record is from RefSeq and is a predicted model, not a curated record.
CCAGGAACCACUCAGAAGCCUCUCCCAGCACCUCCACGAGCGGCUCCACUUCAGCCAUGCCCAACGGUCGCCCAGAGCGCAAGAACGGCGCACAGAAGCGCAAGGUCGACAAGUCGGGCCUCGGUCGCGCCAUCAUCAACCGCAAGACCCGUGCCGCCCGCGACGCUCUCGACCCGACCCUCAACACGUCGACGAUCGAGGCCGGCCUCUCGUCCGUCACGCAGGAGAACGACCUCGACGAGUUCCUCAGCACCGCCCAGCUCGCCGACACCGACUUCUCGGCCGAGCGCCAGAACAUCAAGGUCGUCAUCUCGGACCCCAACCUCAACCCGGCCGCGUCGCACAACCCGUACCUCCUCACGCCCCAGCAGGAGGCCGAGCUCCGCAACAAGCAGUCGGCCAAUAGCCAGCGUCUCCAAGUGCCCCGUCGCCCGGCAUGGACCCGCGACAUGACGACUGUCGAGCUCGAGCGGCAAGAGCGUGACGCUUUCCUCGAGUGGAGGCGUGGUCUCGCCGACCUGCAGGACAACCAGGCGCUCCUCCUGACGCCGUUCGAGCGCAACCUCGAGGUGUGGCGCCAGCUGUGGCGCACGCUUGAGCGGUCCGACCUCAUCGUCCAGAUCGUCGACGCGCGCAACCCGCUCACGUUCCGCUCCGAGGACCUCGAGCGCUACGUCCUCGAGCUCAAUGGGCCCGAGGGCGACAACGACGACGAGGAGAGCGAGGGCGAGGGCGAGAACGUCGACGACAAGGGCGAGGGCACGAGCAAGAAGCCCAAGCCGAGGCGCCAGAACCUGCUCCUGAUCAACAAGUCGGACCUGCUCACUCGCGGCCAGCGGGAGCGUUGGGCCGACUACUUCGACGCCAACGGGAUCCAGUACGCCUUCUUCUCGGCGGCCAACGGCAUCGCGCUGCAGGAGGAACGCGCGCGGCAAGAAGAGCUCGCCGCGCUCGCCGAGCAGUCCGAGGAGUCGGACUCGGAGGACGACCUCGCGCCGGGCAUGAAGAUCCCCAAGUCGGGCAACAAGCUCAAGGGCCUCAACGCGGAGGGCAAGAAGGCGGUCCAGUCGGCGGCGGCGACGGGCAGCAGCGGCCCCGGCGCCGACGCGAGCCGGCCGAGGGUCACGAGCCGCGACGUCGACACGGACGACGAGAGCGACGAGGACUCGGACGAGGAGCUCGCGGGGAGGAUGCGGCGCGGCAUGGGCAUCUCGCUGCCCGGGUCGGACGAGAGCCCGAGGACGCGGAUCUUGAGCGUGCUCGAGCUCGAGGACCUCUUUAUGAGUCGUGCGCCCGAGGUGUCGCUCGCCGCCGGCCACGGCAACGAGAAGCUCGUCGUCGGCCUCGUCGGCUACCCGAACGUCGGCAAGUCGUCGACCAUCAACGCCCUCAUCGGCGAGAAGAAGGUGUCGGUCUCGGCGACGCCGGGCAAGACCAAGCACUUCCAGACGAUCCGCCUCAGCCAGGACGUCCUCUUGUGCGACUGCCCCGGUCUCGUCUUCCCGCAAUUCGCGAGCACCAAGGCCGAGCUCGUGUGCAACGGCGUCCUCCCGAUCGACCAGCUGCGCGAGUUCACGGGCCCGGUCGAGCUCGUCACGCGGCGCAUCCCGCAGCAGGUCCUCGAGGGCACAUACGGCCUGCGCAUCAACGUUCUGCCCGAGAACGAGGGCGGCACGGGCUACCCGACCGCCGCCGAGUUCCUCACCACCUUCUCGAUCGCUCGCGGCUUCUUCACUGGCGGUGCCGGUAACCAGGACCACUCGCGUUCGUCCCGUCACGUCCUCAAGGACUACGUCACGGGCCGGCUCCUGUUCUGCCACCCUCCUCCCGGCAUCAGCGAGGACGACUUCAACGCCGAGACGCGCUCGCUCGACCACCUCGCGGCGCAGAACAAGCUCAAGCGCAAGAUGGCGCCGACGACGCGCGUCGGCAAGGACUCGGACUACUACGUCCACUCGCCGGCGGCCAUUGCGGCGGGCGUGGCGGGCGCGAGCGCUGGCGGCGCAAAGGGCAGCGCAAAGGCCAACGCGAUCGACGAGCGCUUCUUUGGCGGCGGCGUCGGCAGCGCCGUCGUGCUCGGGACGAGGGCCAAGAAGGAGGCCGAGGAGGGCAAGGGCGAGGGCAAGAAGCACUUCAAGAAGAAGCGCGAGAAGCAGCGCAGCGGCAGGGGGUACGACUGAGCGGUGGCGGCUUGUCGACGAGCGCCGAGGCGCUGUGUGUGCAACGCUAGAGCCACGGUUGUUGUACUCUC